CGUAAUUAAUCCUACCAAAGAUCGAGUCUUGAAACCCUUAAUUCACUCGAAACAUCAACAACCAAGCUUUUCAAUGGCAGUGGCAGAGGCAGAGGUUGCCCCAAGAAAGAGACUCAUAAUUAAGCUUCGUUUGCCGCGUUCAAGAACAGUGUCAUCUGAAGAGUGCAAACUAAAGCAUGAUGCUGAUACUGAAAAGCGUGCACCAGAAUUUAUGGCUUCUGAUUCAUGCGGCCAGAAGAGGAAGAAAGAUCAGCAUUUCAGCACUACUGAGUACUGGUGUAAUGUAGUGGGAAAGAGCAAUGCUGAAGGUUCUAGAACCUUGUCAACUGAUGCACAGUGCAAACAGAAGAAGGACGAUGAUGGUGCUGAUUCUCGCGGAGACAGAAAGAGAAGAAAGUUGGCAACUUCUGAAGUUUCUGUUUCCACAAAAUCUUCUGUGCAAGAACACCACAAUGCAUGUUCAAGAAUCCCAAGAAUCGGUUCUAAGGUGCUUCACUCGAAGAACAAGAAGAUGGAAGAGGAAGAACACCACAAUGCAUGUUCAAGAAUCCCAAGAACUGGUUCUAAGGUGCUUGACUCCAAGAACACGAAGAAGGAAGAGGAAGAACACCACAAUGCAUGUUCAAGAAUCCCAAGAACUGGUCCUAAGGUGCCUGACUCGAAGAACAAGAAGAAGGAAGAGGAAGAACACCACAAUGCAUGUUCAAGAAUCCCAAGAACCGGUUCUAAGGUGCCUGACUCCAAGGAGACGAAGAAGGAAGAGGAGAUGGAGGUUGUUCUGAACGAGCAGAGAAUGGAUCGUUAUCAAAAGAUGCAGUGUUGGGUGAUCUUGAAGCGCUUCAUGGUUGGAAGAGAUGGCUGGGCUUUCAAUAAGACUCUGGAUCCCAAGAAGUUAGGGAUUCUUGGUAACAACUGUGAGAGUGUGUCGUUGAAGCCAAUAGGGUUUGAGGAAAUAGAGUCAAAGCUGCACAAAUUCGUGUAUUCAGGGCCUGAUGAGUUUGCAAACGAUAUGAGGCUUUUGUUCUCUUAUGGAUUCAUGUACCCUCAAAGGGAUGAGAUUCAUAGAGUUGCAAGGAGAUUCAGUGAGAGCUUUGAAAUUACUUGGAAGGCUUUGAAGGAAAAAUGGUCAACUGAAGAGAGGAAAAGGAACAAGAUCUUCAAUGUUAAUACAAAGCUCUGA
Messenger RNA from Arachis duranensis, 1180 nucleotides. RefSeq lists its product as uncharacterized. The record is from RefSeq and is a predicted model, not a curated record. Gene Ontology annotation, molecular function: protein binding. The transcript is spliced from 2 exons. Bases 74 to 1180 code for a protein of 368 amino acids. Lineage: Eukaryota; Viridiplantae; Streptophyta; Magnoliopsida; Fabales; Fabaceae.